Protopterus annectens (West African lungfish) is the source of this 1770-nucleotide messenger RNA. It is a transcript of the gene HPCA, whose product is annotated as hippocalcin. The record is from RefSeq and is a predicted model, not a curated record. Gene Ontology annotation, molecular function: calcium ion binding. The transcript is spliced from 5 exons. The coding region runs from base 318 to 899 and encodes 193 amino acids. NCBI's taxonomy places the organism in Eukaryota, Metazoa, Chordata, Ceratodontiformes, Protopteridae.
UUAUACUCUCAUCCUUAAUCGGGGUGUGCGCAUGUUCCCAUCUCAACAUCUCUGUCACUCUGUCUGGUAUUAACGUGUUUUCACUGCAUCAGAGGAAACAGGGCAGAAGUACUGCUUGAAUCGUGCGUGAAGUAUCAUUUCAGUGUUUGGUGGAUAAGCACUGCCGGCUUGCAAAGGCUGUGCCUAAACUGUUAAUCCAAGUUCAGUCACGGAUAGCGGCGGCAGCAGCAGGGUUAAGGGAUCAACACUAGAAACACCCAGACUGUGUUUCCAGUCAGAUUUAUCUAUUCAAGCCUGGUCAGCUCUUUUGAGACACCAUGGGCAAACAAAACAGCAAACUACGACCAGAGAUGUUGCAUGACCUGCGGGAGAAUACAGAGUUCUCAGACCAUGAACUGCAAGAGUGGUACAAAGGCUUCUUAAAGGAUUGCCCCAGUGGCAUGCUAAAUGUGGAGGAGUUCAAAAAAAUAUAUGCCAACUUCUUCCCAUAUGGGGAUGCUUCCAAGUUUGCAGAACAUGUCUUUCGCACCUUUGACACUAAUGGAGAUGGAACCAUUGACUUUCGGGAAUUCAUUAUUGCUUUAAGUGUAACGUCUCGAGGCACACUCGAACAGAAGUUGAAGUGGGCUUUCAGUAUGUAUGACCUGGAUGGAAAUGGAUAUAUCAGUCGGGAAGAGAUGCUUGAGAUUGUUCAGGCAAUCUAUAAGAUGGUGUCAUCAGUGAUGAAGAUGCCAGAUGAUGAGUCCACACCAGAAAAACGGACAGACAAAAUCUUUCGGCAGAUGGAUGCAAAUAAUGAUGGUAAACUGUCUCUUGAAGAAUUUGUUAGAGGUGCCAAGAGUGAUCCAUCGAUUGUGCGUCUCUUGCAGUGUGAUCCCAGCAGUGCAUCCCAGUUUUGACAAGACCCUUGGUACCUCAAAAUCUGCAGAAAACAUCCUUUUGCAGUUAGACUGCAGUUUCACCAGAAAUACCUUCAUCACCACUUCCUGAAUGCCAGACAUCCAUCAGUGCCCUUAAGGGCCUUAUCUCUGCACUAAAUCUUUAGGACUGUAUGAGGAAGGGAGGAAGUACUGGAAUACCGCCUCUGUUGUGCAGUUUGAGAGGCUGAUGUUAGCAUGCUUUGGGCAGUCCAUGCUUCACGACCGUAGCAGAAGGACACAUACUGCACUUUUUCAGAAUUCUGAUGCUUGGGGCAUUGUGUGAAUGGUACAAUUGUAUACUGGAUGUUUGUAGCUCAGGGCAAAUGGGGGAUUGCCAUUUAUUUAUGUACUUAUUUAUUUGUUUAUUUAUAUAUGUAUGUAUGCAUUUGUUUAAUGACUUGGCUAUGUGAAGUUCUGUUUGCCAGAAUGGCCUCAUAAAACAUGGGGUAUCAUUUCUAUGAGUGGCAGAAGAAAUACCUUCCCUUAAAUUAAAAUGAAUUAUAUUUGUCAGUACUUCUGCCCUGGUAUCAUAUUAGGUGAUCUUCCAAGUGUGCUUGAUUUUAAGUGUCUCAUUCAUGCAUGAUGCAUGGAGUAUGACUCAGCAUGAUGUCAUUGUUCAUCUAAAGGUUACAUGCAAGCAGUUACCUGGGAGAUAGGACUUGUGUAAGGCACUGAUCCUACAAUCCCAGAACACAGAAAAAGGAAAUACUCAAGUUCAAAGGUGUAAUUAUUCCAGGUUUUUUGAGUAGAUCAGUUAUAUGGUAGAGUUUCAAUGUACAGUAAUUUACAGGCUUAUUCCACUUUCUUGUAAAAACCUGAACUUAAUUUCAUAAAGCAUUUCAGGCAGAAA